Molecule: messenger RNA, 453 nt
Organism: Caenorhabditis remanei
Lineage: Eukaryota; Metazoa; Nematoda; Chromadorea; Rhabditida; Rhabditidae
Exons: 3
Coding region: 1-453 (150 amino acids)
Source: RefSeq, a predicted model, not a curated record
AUGGAUUUCCUCGACCCAAGUCCUACUGUUUUCCCGAUGGUUCAUCCUUCGCAAAUUCCGCUUCCUCUAAACCAAUAUGACCCUCCGCCAAGUCAAUUUGCUACUGACCAUGACGGAGAAUCGAUUCCAGAGUUGCAAAAAGAUUCAGGGUCGAUGGUGAAGAAACUCUUUAAGAGUCGAAAACAACUCUUGGAAACUCCUGUCAAGAAAGUUCCCAUCUCGAAACCCCGAACAACAAAAACAAAGAGGGUUUCGCAAGAACAAUUUGGAGAAAUUAGUUUUGACGAUGCCCCACUCAGGGUUAUUGACAAAUCAAAAGGGAAAUUGGAUGUAGCUGUGAUGAAAUGUUGUGCAGGAAAGCUGUUCUGGACGUUUGAAGAAGGUAAAAUGAUUCUUAAAAUGUGUAACCGAUGUGUGGACCUCAAUAGAGGUUAUGCAAGAAUUUUAAAUUGA